AUGCCCGUCCCAGUCCCCCCAGCAGGCCCCGCGGUUACAUUUCCGACUCUCACACGUGAGAACAUUGACGCAGCGCGCACGUCCCAGUGGCUCGACAAGUUUGAGGACAUAACUGCAAACGCCACCGUCAUUGACAUUGACGCGCUUGGCGAGCGUGACGCCUUCCUCAAGCUUACAGCCCAGUGGAUCGAGGAGGACGGCAUCUUCCUCCCCGAGGACAGCGAGGGCAGUGUCGCCGGCCCGUCCCGCCCACGCUCAGCUUCGGUCUCGUCCACCUCCUCGACCAGCGCACCAGUCUACCACCUGCCCAAGAUGAAUGCCGCUAUCCGCGACGCCAUCAAAAAGUACGGCGCCGUCUUCCCCAAGCUCAACUGGACCGCACCAAGAGACGCCGCCUUCCUCCUCCCGCAAGGCCACGGCCCGCUGCACUGCACCACCCCGGCAGACGUCUACCUCCUCCUCAAGAGCAGUGAUUUCACGACGCACGGCCUCGACCAGCGCGCCUACGAAGGCGCCGAGAGCGCCGACGCCUCGGCACCUGUCGACAACUUCUUCACCGUCCCCCACCUCGAGCUCGUGCUCAAGGCGUUCACAGAGAUGAACCCUUCGCGCGAGGUGCGCUGCUUUGUCCGUGACAACACUCUUAUUGCCAUCGAGCAGCGCGACGCCAACUUUUACGAACACCUGCAGACUCCCGAGGCGCAGGCCAAGAUCGUCACCACGGUCCGCGAGUUCUGGGAGGACGAGAUUCGCGAAAACUACGACGGCGGCGACCACUACGUGUUUGACCUGUACCUCGGCGAGCACGGCACACCGACCAUUGUCGACUUUGGCGCGUACCGCGAGAGCACGGACGCGGUCUUGUUCUCGUACGAGGAGAUGCAGCAGCUUCUCGAGCAGUCGCGGGAACCCCAGGUCAACUCGGCCGGCGAGCCCGAGAGUGCAACAGCCACGCCACCGCCCACGCGCCUCCCAGUGCUCCGCGUGAUCGACUCGGCCGCGCACCCGGCUGCGAACCGCGCGGCACCUCAGUUUGGCACCAACAUGAUGCCCCUCGAGAUGCUCGAGAUGUCCGAGGGACGCACGCUGCAGGAGUUUACGCAGGCGUGGGAGGAGGCGAUGCGGCUGGGUGGCGGUGGCGACGACAAUGACAGCGACGACGAGGAAUAG
Molecule: messenger RNA, 1170 nt
Organism: Apiotrichum porosum
Lineage: Eukaryota; Fungi; Basidiomycota; Tremellomycetes; Trichosporonales; Trichosporonaceae
Exons: 5
Coding region: 1-1170 (389 amino acids)
Cellular component (GO): cytoplasm
Source: RefSeq, a predicted model, not a curated record